Molecule: messenger RNA, 2997 nt
Organism: Clupea harengus (Atlantic herring)
Lineage: Eukaryota; Metazoa; Chordata; Actinopteri; Clupeiformes; Clupeidae
Gene: sost
Product: sclerostin
Biological process (GO): negative regulation of BMP signaling pathway; ossification; negative regulation of Wnt signaling pathway
Molecular function (GO): BMP binding
Source: RefSeq, a predicted model, not a curated record
UGAACGCCUCACAUAUGGGCGGAAUUGUUCAAGUUGUCCUACAAAACAUCCGAUAGAGUUUCUCCUCUCGGGCGUUGACCGAUAAAGCAUGCAGGUGUCUCUGGUUAUGAGCUACUCCGGUGCGGUGCUGCUGCUGUUGCUGCAGGGAUGUUCUACCGCUGCACGGGAAUGGGGGGCUUUAAAAAACGAUGCUACAGAAAGAAUACCAGAAUACAUUGAUGAAACGCCGCCGGUGGAGCGUCAAACACAGACAGUCAACAAUAAUACAAUGAAUCGUCCAAAAAACUCCGGGCGGAUAUCAUCUGCGAACUCACCUACUUAUGCGGCAUCAGAGAUGACCUGCAAUGAACUGCGGUCCACCCGCUUCAUCACAGACGGCUUGUGCCGCAGCGCCAAGGCCGUGCGGGAGCUGGUGUGUUCAGGCCAGUGCCGGCCGCCCAACUCCAUCGGGGGGAAAUGGUGGCGGAGCAGCGCGUCUGACUACCGCUGCGUGCCCGCCCACGCCCGCACCCAGCGCGUACAGCUCCACUGCCCCAACGGCCAGACGCGGACCUACAAGAUCCGGGCCGUGACCUCCUGCAAGUGCAAGCGCUAUACCCGCAACCACAACCAGUCGGACGCCAAGGAGACGGCUUCCGCAACGCAGAAGGCCCACCGCAACAAGAAGCGCGCGCGGCAGGCGCUUGUGCGGAGCAGGAGCAAAGCGCCCAAGCUAAAUAGCAAUACGUACUGAGGGAGGCAGAGGAGGAAGUCAUACGUUAUGUGAACUGCUACAAGACAUAGUUUGAAUAAACAUGAAAAAGAAAGAGACAUACAUAUUCACGAUCAUACACAUGCACACCCAAACACCUGCACAUGAGCACAGAUACCCAAGCAACAAGCAAAACUGACUUGGACAGAUACUAUCACUCACUAACUCACACACACCACACACACACACACACACACAGCCAACUAAUGUAACCGUCCAAACGCCACUCCUUGAUUCCAAGGAAAGCAGAGAUAAGAAGAUUUUGUAAGCUGCCUUUAAAAGAAAUUCUAUAUUUUCUUUGGACUGUCAUGUAAAGCCCUAUUCCCACCUGUUUUUUGACUAUACCUGUCACUGUCACUUUCCAGACAUACUGCCAAUCCUCCCCUUGCCCUGCCUGCUAGACCUAUUGUCAUUGAGUAAUAAGGGGUGAACAAAGAAAAAUACUUUGGAGCUUUAUUGGAAAGCUCACAAAAGGAGCAAUCUACAGAUUAGGGACUUUCAUGUUUGGAAUGUAACUAUUCAAGUGAGGUAUCCCACUGUUCUUCAACAACUAAAAAGGACUGAUUGAAUUGGUAAAAUCUGUACGUAAAUCUUUUGCUGUGCAUAUUUGGUUGUACCCACAACCACAGUGAUUGUUGAAAGGUCUGCGAGUGUAGACAUUGGAAACAAUUACAUGAUAAAGUCCUCUUCAACUCAUCCCAUUGCUGCCAAAGCAAGUGUCAUCCCAGCACAUAUACUGGGAGCAAACAUGGACACAAAGCUGACCAAACCAAAGUGAACCGGGGAGCCAGGCUCCCCCCAGACAGACUUGUGCUGCUUCACUGCACCACAGGUGAAGUGUGUGUUUAUGUAGCUGAACUGAAGUCAUCACCACCAGGGAACGGCCCAGUGGUCGUUUGGCUGCCUUAGGGUGUUGGACCCUAAUGGGCCGCUUCUGCUGACAGAUCCGCGAGGCGUAACAUUCUUAACCCUGGUCACCGCGCGGAGCGUCCCCUCAAGACACAGCCAGCGGAGAGCUAUCCGCUAACGCUAAUCCACACCGCUGGCAGGGGGGGACUUGCAAUUCCCACAGCCCCCAUAACAACCUUACCGGACCUGUCAGGAGGAACCAAAACCGAUUACCAGUGAGACAGAGUGGGAACAGUUGUGUCAGCACUCCACCAUAGAGGUCCUGCAGGGCCUCUAGAGCUGCACUGGGUAUGCCAGUGACUUGUCCUAAUUACUAAAUGGUCCCAUUCCUGUGUUUAGCAUUCGAGUCAUAAAAAGCCAUUUCCUCUGGACAUGGCCAGUUCCUGUUUGUUAGAAUAGGGCAAAUUAGGGCCCACAUGUGCGCGUGUGGAGGAGUAUGCAGCAAUUGCGCCAGUGGUUACCUUGAGGGCAUAGCACUGGUGAAGUUACGCCUUCCCUGACUUCCACUGAAACUCAUUUGAACUUGCUGGCCAAUCACAAUAGCUAUCGGAUUCCAAUAGCCCACAUUCAACCCUGCGUGAACUCUCAGUGUGAGGACAGAAUUCAGUCUCUUCGACCUUGUCUCUCUUUCGACUCAUCCACAGAAUAGAACACGUAGAAAUGUAGCCCAAAGCCAAAGCUAAAUAUGAACAGCUUGUUGAUACAGGGUGACACAGGAUGCAGACACCAGGGGAAGGCACAGAAUGCCAGACAGUGCCAGACAAAGUCAGACAGUGUUGUCCUUAACAUCACACACGACAACACAUGCAACACACAGACACACACAGACAUGAAACCACACACAUGUACAUACUCACAGUCUCAUCGUUGACCCUGAUCUCAGUAUAUUUUAUGAAGAAUACUUUGGACAUUUCCGCACAUUGUUUGAGCCCUGAUGUUUUCACUCGAUUGCUUCCAUAUCGCUGCUCUCUAAACAGUGCUGACAAUGUUUGCUUCUCUUUCAAUUGUGUGUUUGAAAUAGCAACUGGAAGGGAUCUUUAUUGUCUGAACAGAGUUGCUGUGUAUAGCCUGAUUGUACAUAAUGUACCUAUGUGUUCUGUUGGAGAGGGUCCCUUGAAAGCUCCAAAGAGAUGAUCCACCUCCACAGUGACCCUAAGAAGGACUGUUACAAAGAAUGAACUGCGUAUUUAUUUUUCAUUUCUACAUUUAAAUUAUUUAUGCAACUUUUUUGUAGUAAAUAAUAGCCAUUAUUGUACAAUAUAAAAGAAAUAGUGAAAUUCCUAACAUAAAAAGAGUACAUGAAUAAACUAAAGCAAAGUAUAUUUGAAAGAAAAAAA